AUGAAAGACAGUGGUAAGAUCAAAAUAAUGAAAUUCUCACCCGAUCAACGAAUUGCGAGUAUUCAAUGCGAGGAAUCUUCAGUGGAUUUCAUAUGCCUUUCAUCAACCGCUGAUGAUUUGGUCACAACACAAUUCUCACAGUCCACAAAAAUGCGCUCAGCUCGCAUUGUUGGCCUAGAAUGGCUCACGAACAAUCAAUUGCUAUUCGUAACUAAUCAGGGACUGGAACUUUACCAGGUGAACGUUGAGAAGAAGAAUACAAAACUUUUAAAGACAUACAACAUAUCACUUUAUUGGUUCAUUUAUUACAAUGGUAGUUUGCAUCGGUUAACAAAAUUCGAAGUUGAUUUUGGGAGUUCGAACGCGAAGACGAAUCUGAUCGAGCGUGAAGUUACAGUUGCAUCCAUGUAA
Molecule: messenger RNA, 411 nt
Organism: Anisakis simplex (herring worm)
Lineage: Eukaryota; Metazoa; Nematoda; Chromadorea; Rhabditida; Anisakidae
Source: the annotation of a GenBank genome assembly